This is a messenger RNA of Nematostella vectensis (starlet sea anemone), 3732 nucleotides long. RefSeq names its product ubiquitin conjugation factor E4 B. Gene Ontology annotation, biological process: protein polyubiquitination. Lineage: Eukaryota; Metazoa; Cnidaria; Anthozoa; Actiniaria; Edwardsiidae. Gene Ontology annotation, cellular component: ubiquitin ligase complex; nucleus; cytoplasm. Bases 195 to 3617 code for a protein of 1140 amino acids. The record is from RefSeq and is a predicted model, not a curated record. The transcript is spliced from 28 exons. Gene Ontology annotation, molecular function: ubiquitin-ubiquitin ligase activity.
CAUAUGACAAAACAAAAAAAAACAUGGCGAACACAACAAAAGUUGUGAGAAACAAUGUCGACCUUUAGACAUUUUAACUUGCUCUGAGGGUGUAUAGAAUAACCCUAGAUCUUUGUAUUGGGUGGAGUGUAUUUUUGUAUUAUAUUGUGUUCAAUUAUAAGUACGUAGAUUAUACCUAGGCUAGGCAAACACUAAUGUCUUCUCCAAUGAGUACAAGCGAGCUAUCAGCGGACGAGAUCAGGCGCAGGCGUCUUGCUCGUCUGGGACAGUCCCCUGCGGUGUUGGCUACACCCUCUGGACAGUCAUCCGUUGCAACUAAUGUAGCCUCUCCUGAGAAUGUCAUUUUUCCCAAGCCAUCCUGCACUACCCCUGAGUCUGAGUCCCAGGAUAGUGCUUAUGGAUCAUUACCAUCUUCCCUGGAAUUUGAGGACACUGCUGAAGUGUCUGAGAAAAUGGGGAAGAGGUCAUCUCCAACCAUAUCAAUGUCCCCGACUGAGGGAUUUAAAUUCAAGCGCUCGAAGGACGGGUCAGGCUCCUGCAGGGAUACUGCUGUCUCCCCACAGUCUUUAAAGGUAAAUAAUGUCACUGAAGAGCAACUUCUCUCUGCUGUUAGAAACAUAUUUCAUGUUUCCUGGAAGAAGGGAUCUUUGGAAGACAAAUCUGUAACAUAUUUGGCUGGAGUGGCUGCUGAGCAUUUAGACAAUUCUACCACAGUCUAUGUAGAUAUGGUUGAUUUAAUGAACCAAGUACUGAUGGAACAGCUAGUUCCUGAAGACAAUGCUCUACUGAGCAACCAGGACAGCUCUACAAUCGCGGAAGAAACUUCUCAAAUGGUAAUAGACGAUGACAAAAUGGAGCCGAAACAUUCAGCUCAAUCCUCAAACUCUCCAGGGACUUCAACUGCUGGCUCUCAGACUAAUGGACUGGCCAGCAAAGAAGGGAAUAUCUCUGGGAAGAAACCCAAGGAUAACAGGUUAAGCUAUUUGAUGGAGUGUUAUGAGAGAGUUGGAUCACUGGAAAAGAUGUUUCCUAAGAGAUCUCAAGAUAGCAAAUGGGUGGAUUUUCUGAGGCAGGCCAAGGGACAGUGUACUUCAUUUGCUCUACUCUUAAUGCAGGGUGUCCUUACUGAAGAAAGUAAGCCCUCACCCAAGACAUUACCACUAGUACAUUAUUUGGCCCAUGAGAGGACCAAAGUCCCCCCUGGAUUUCUGGUAGAUCUGGUCAUGAUGGCUGUACGUGACACAGAUACAUUAUCACAGGUUUUUACUCCAGUUCUGUUGGGAAUCAUGAAGGAAAUGAAGAACUCAUCAUUAGCCAAAGAUGAUUACAAAUUUCUACUAUUGAGUUUGGCCGAGUUGUGUAAUAUCAGGACAGGGAGCAGCUCUUUGCGACCAAUUUGUAAUAUGCUUGUCAAGCUUUCCUGCUGGUGUCCAGCUCCUCUCUCUGCUGCUGCAGGAAGAGAGAUCGAGAAGCUGUCUUUCCUUGGGGCAUUCUUGAGCAUGUCUGUAUUUGCUGAGGACAGUUCCCAGGUUGUUGAUAAGUACUUCUCUGCCAAGUGCAUGACUACGGAAUAUGUUAAGCUCACCACGUCAUCACUGCAAACAGCCAUGCAAGGGGUCAGGAUGGAGUUAUUCAACAUCAUACACAGUCUGUUGGUCUCUAAUGGCAGCAAGGAGGCGUGCCUGCAGUACUUGUCAGCAGUGUUGCAGCGCAAUCAGAAAAAAGCACAAAUGCAGGCGGAUGACCGACAGGUUGCAUCAGAUGGUUUCGCUCUCAACCUCAUGGUCGUCCUACAGCAACUGUGUGUCAAGGUCAAAGUAGAAAAGAUUGAUAACUUAUAUUUAGUCCACCCAAAAAGCAAACUCGACCUGUCCCAGGAGACACGCAUCAAGGCCACCAAGGAUGAUGUACAAAAGUUCAAAGAGGAGUUAGGGUCCCGUGGUGGGGCGUGGCUAGAAGUGAAAUUUCCCACCGAAUGCUUCUUCAUGACAUUCCUGGCUCAUCACCAGGCAAUCUUACCAUGUUGUCGGAGGUACUCACGGCGCCUGCGCGCUAUCCGGGACCUGACACGCAUGAUUGAGCACCUUGAGACACAGGAGAGCGAGUGGAUGGAGACACCCAUGGCGUCACGCAACAGGGGUCUUCUCAAGAAGUGGAGGGGACAGGUUGAGAAACUGGCAACUAGCAAGAUGUGUUCAGAUGCUGGUUUGCUGGAUGAUACCCUCCUCCAGGGCUGCAUCAGGUUCUACGGCAUGGCGGCACAGUGGAUGUUGACACUUGUAGACUCUCAAAAUGAAGGCCCUUCUUUGCCUCUCCCUGAAGCAGUACCCAAACAAUUUGCCACCCUUCCUGACUUCUUCAUUGAAGACAUUGCCGAGUUUCUUCUUUUUAUUAACAUGCAUGCCCCGCAGGUGUUUGAGGAUCCAGUAGUGACAGAUAUCGUAAAGUUCCUUAUCAUUUUCGUCUGCUCGCCAAACUACAUCUCUAACCCCUACCUUGUUGCCAAGCUCGUUGAGGUGAUCUUUGUGGUAAACCCAAGUAUUCAGCCUCGUACGGUGAAGGUCCAUGAGCUGUUGAUGGGUCAUCCACUCUCUCUAGCUCAUCUAGCCCCAGCUCUCAUGACCUUCUACACAGAGGUUGAGAGCACAGGUAGCUCUAAUGAAUUCUACGACAAGUUCAGCAUUCGUUACCACAUCUCUAUCAUCAUGAAGAGCUUGUGGGAGGACCCUGUGCAUCGCAUGUCUAUCAUCAAGGAAAGCAGGUCAGACCGGUUUGUCCGGUUUGUGAACAUGCUGAUAAAUGACACAACAUUCCUGUUGGAUGAGUCUCUAGACUCACUUAAGAGCAUUAAUGAGACACAGCAGAUGAUGGCUAAUCCUGCAGAGUGGGAAGCACUGACGAGGGAAAUACGUACAAGCCGUCAACGGCAGCUUGUGACAGACGAGCGCCAGUGUCGUUCCUACUUGACCCUGGCCUCAGAGACAUUGGACAUGAUGCACUACCUGACCCGCCACGCCAGGGAACCAUUCCUUAGACCAGAGCUGAUUGACCGUCUAGCCGCCAUGCUUAACUUUAACCUGCAGCAGCUGUGUGGGCCAAAGUGCCGCAAUCUCAAGGUAAAGAAUCCCGAAAAGUACGGAUUUGAACCUAAGAGCCUUUUGGACAGACUCACGGACAUCUAUGUGCACCUGAACACUGACGAGUUUGCCACCGCUGUCGCAUCUGAUCAGCGUUCCUACAGAAAAGAGCUAUUUGAUGAUGCAUGUAGGCACUUGCACAAGACCCUGCUCAAAUCAGCGGAUGUGAUUGUUGAGUUCCAGCGGUUUGCUAACCGAGUGGAGCAGAAGGUCGUGGAAAUCGCAAUGAAAGAGGAAGACCUAGAUGAUGCCCCCGAGGAAUACAAAGAUCCGCUGAUGAUGACGGUGAUGGAGGACCCGGUUAUCCUACCAACAAGCGGCAAGGUGAUGGAUCGUGCUACUAUUACGCGCCAUCUUCUAAAUUCAACGACCGACCCAUUCAAUAGGCAGCCACUCAGCCUGGACAUGCUACAACCAGCCACGGACCUCCAGCAGGAAAUUCUCGCCUGGAUCCAGUCAAAGAAAGCCGACAGACAGUGACAAUUCCGCCCGAAAUAUAUUGAUGCUACCUUUAAAUUUGAUCUGCUGCUGACGUAUUUAAAUGUUAUAACUUUAUUAAUCGAAUGAUCCAAAUAAAGCGUUUGGGUGGUUUGUA